UAUUUUGAAAGAAUGAGACAGAACUCUCAUAUGCAAACAAGGAGCCGGGCUCCAGCUCGGGCUCGACUAACUUAUGUCCCGCCCACGCCAAGGCCUGAGUUAGCGAUAGCGUCACCCCAAACAACAUCAGCAACGCCGACAGCUGCUCCAAGAACAGUGUUCCAGGACGAAAACAUUCCAAUAGGAGGUGAACAAGUCGCAAGAACAGGCAAUAUACAUGAGCGUCCCCAGUUCAACUUUGAAGAGGCACCAGCACCCCAGGUCAGCCGAGAACCCACAUCUUUGUAUGCAUGCAUCUCAAACGGCACGCUGGACAUGGAUAAGGCGGCUCGUUUAGUACUCAAACAAAAACGUGAUGGAUCGUUUAAUCAAUCAAUCUACGACGAAUUCGUUCGCUCCGAGGUGGCUUCACGUGUCCAGUAUUUUCGCAAUACUGGCACGCUCGAUCUCGGAGACACUGUCCUAGAAAUGCGCCUAACAGGGAUCAUAAACUACAUGAUGGCCGAAAUACAAUGCGCGAAGUUCGACCGCUAUACACGCACCGCUGAAAUGGCCGAGCGAAAAGAAACGGGCGGAGGGGUCAGUGGAAGGCCAGUUCUGAUGCUAACCAACUGCACACGGGCAUGGAAGAUCGACGGACCAGCACCUUUCAUCACGGCGGACCUAGGCGGAUUAGUUUCCAAUUAUCAUCCAAAGGACAAGGAAUCAUCCUUUCAAAUGUUUGCCGGAUUAUACCGUUUCCUACUGGUGAAGAUCACAAAUCCUCCCCAAAAAAUCCAAGAAUACUCGUUGCGAUUGAACGGCAAAUGCGGUAGAGUCGACAGCUUGCUCAGUCUCCCCGAAUGCAUUGCAAAUCUGCUCAUAGGUAAGAUCCGUGAAACGCAAUUUACUGAAUUGAACAUAGGAGCAAUUCGUACAUUUCAGACUUUGGAGAGGAUAUCAUAG
Messenger RNA from Cylicostephanus goldi, 945 nucleotides. NCBI's taxonomy places the organism in Eukaryota, Metazoa, Nematoda, Chromadorea, Rhabditida, Strongylidae. The record is from the annotation of a GenBank genome assembly.